GGCCAAUAAUACAACAGUUGAGUAUGUACAGACUGUUUUAUCUUGGAAAGGUGAGUGUGUAUUUUGAACAUCAUUUCCAGUCCUACCAUUACUCCCUUCUUCACAUGCUGUUUGAUUUUAUCAACCAAAACGCUACCGAGUAAGAGGUUGAAAUAAAUAUAUUUUUCUUUCAUCCAGAGUAAGUAUAUUAGAAAGUUUUUAGGCAGCAGGACCGUACAAAAUAACCGAAAUAAUAACUUGCACUUAGUGUGCUUAUGGGAUCUUUGAUUUCAGAAAUAAUCAACAUAUUUAGAAGGUUGAAAUAAGAUUGUGCAUGUAUGUUGUAGGCUUUCAGAUUAAUCUAAAAAUACUUGAUUAGACGGCAAAAUGUAGUAUUUUUGUAAACUGCAUAAUUAAAGGCCUUACGGCUGCACUACUAUGCAGAGGUCACGGCCAAAAAAUAUAUGAUAAUUAUUCUAACACUGACUUGCGGAUCACAUUAUUUGGAACCACGAAAAAUAUGCUAUUUUCUGUUGUAAUUUCAAAAAGAAUCAAUAUAAUAAUAAAAUAAUCAGCACAAAAAGUGAAACGUUUUCUGGGAGCGGCACCGGUUGACUUCAAGCAGUGAAGGCCUGAACUCAAGUUGAGGAAGUCCUAGUAUUUAUUUGCCUUUAUGUUUAUUUUAAUAUCAAUGUUUUUCAAGUUUCGCUUCGUGAAACGUAUCCAAGAACUGAGGAGUUAAUUGAAACAUAGAAACAUACUCUUCUUGUUUCAUCAUCAUCAUCACUGCGGUCGAAUUAGACUCCCAGAGUCUGAAGUCAGGCCUUAAAGUUGACGGCGAGCCUGUGGCCUCAAUGCAGAUAUAGAUUAAUUAUUUUGGUAGUUUUAAUUUAUUGAGGCAACCGAGCUAUUAAUGAUUUUAAUAGAUUGUUUAUAGACAUAACCUAAUCAUUUGAGUGCUAUUGAAAGGGAAUAGAGACCCAGGAUGAACUACGGAAACUGUGACCCCGUGUUGAGUUGGGUUAUGAUCAUGUGGGUAACCUGCUUUUUAUUUCCACCAAUGACAGUGUUUUCUGACAUCACCACGGUCCAUUAGGCCUCAAGGAUUCAGAGCGCACUGUGCCAAUAAGAGGCCGCUCCUUUCAGACACAAAGCCUCCAUUCAUUUGACUUUGCUUUGUCUCUCUGACUGUCUUGUACUCCUGCGAAGGAGCUGCGGUUGGUUUCUGGCUCACCAACAAAUGUAAGAAGACCGCUGCGAUAUUCAAGUAGUGUGCAGGCUACUGUCCUCAUUUUUUAUGGUAGUUUAAUGGAAAAUGAUGAAGCAGACAUUUUUAGAAAGCAAAAUCAUAAAAAAAAGCAUUCAUGCAGAGCCAACAUUGUUUCUUUUCCAUGUCUAAAAUGUAUCAUAUACCCUAAUAUAUUGUCACAGCUGCAUAUAUCCCUAUAAGUUUUGUAAAUUUGAGUUUUUGACAUGUGAUGAGAUUCAGGAUCUCUUCCACAGUUCAGGAUUUAUGUGUCUUGAUGCCCCUAUGGAAUAGAGAAAGGAUUUUCUUGCAGCUGAGACAACAUCUGGCCAAAAUUCUCCAUAUGAGUGUAAUUUACUCAACGACAUACCCAUCAAAAACCUCAACCCCUUUGAUCUGCUGCUGCCCGAGGGCCUAUAGGCUAAAAGCAAACCUUGAGAGAGCAGCAGCCAUCAGCCCUUAGAGUGGCCUGCGUGGUUACGGUCCACUAAUUUACCUCCACAAGAUGUCGCCACCGGCAAGACCUUGAACCGGUGCCAAAUUAUUUUUGCACAGGAACCCCUGCAGGUUAAAAUGGAGCGAAACGGCUCAUCAUCGGUGGAUUAAUCAUUGCUGAAAGCUGGUAACGCAUUCCAGUUUUUUUUUACUUAUCUACAGUAUUGGCGAUUGUUGAGUUAUAGCCUCCUGCUGUCGGUUUCUUCGGGCCAGAAAAGCCUCCGAGAGACUACAUUUUGCCCUCCAGAUGUGAGGGGGAUUGUGCGUUGCGUCAUCCUGCCACUAGAUGAAGCUACAGGCACAGAAACACAGACACUUUUAUAUUUUCUUCCCUUUGUUUGUUUUUCUUCUUUUUUCAGUUGGCCUACUUUUGAAAUGAUAUAGUCAUAAAUGAGAUUAAUUGCUCUAACAGCAUAAAGCAUGCUAAAAAUGACUCACAAUUUGUUUUCUUUUGGGGGUCUAGUUAUUUUCAAGUGCGCAAUUUUCAAGUAAAAAAAACAAAGAGGAUUCACAUUUAGGCUAUUAAUGCCAAGUAUAACUCAACUCAGAACUCGGUUAAAGUAACAUAAGAAACCACUGACAGCCUCAGAAGUGAAUGAAUUAUUGUGCACUGAUGGCUGGAGGCUUUGAAACUGAUUCUCUUUAGAGAGGAAAGACCUGCAGAGGCCAGCAGUCCCCAACAACUGGAUCUGUCCUAAUUACAGAGAGAGAGAGAGAGAGAGAGAGAGAGAGAGAGAGAGAGAGAGAGAGAGAGAGAGAGAGAGGACAAGUGGAUCGCCCCUCAUCCUUUUUUUCCCCUAAAGCUGAAUCACAUCAUCACGGUGCAGCAGAGGGUUUCUUGUACUCUCGGUAUAACUCUCAAACAGAGAAACUCUCUGUAGCCAUGCACUGCCGUCAACUUAAUUUUAGAUUUUUGUCUUUCCGCGGGUGAGAUGUUGCCAAAUGUGAUUGUUUCGAUGUAUAUUCUGGCUCUUCAGUUGCGGCACUGCGCGGCUGAUCUGUGCAACUGGACUGGAAGCGGUUUUGCAGCUGGUGUGGACUCCAGGAUUGUACUCCAGGUGCGGCUUCGCUGUACAGAGGGCUCGGUAAGGUGGAUCUACCCGGGCCAGGCUGUCAGAGUGGUCCUGGAGCCCAACCUGUCUUCAGCCCGGCGCACCACCGUCUGCAUCAAACCGUCUCCCUCUUUCCGCGGAGCCAGUGUGUUCAUUGAACGGGCCGGGAAGCUGGAGCUCCUGGUGACGGACAGCGAGCGUCCGGAGCAGGUGUUCUGUUUCCGGGCAGAUGGACCACAUAGGCCCGCUAUCUACCUCCAGGCCAGCCCGCAGAGAGAUGGAGCCUGGAGCCGACGCGCAAUGGGCUUUAGAUAUGAGCUGCUGGGUAACAGGAGCGCUGCACCCAACCUGGGCCACAGCGGGCUGCAGACUUCAUGUCGGCCUUGCAAUGACACAGAACUUCUAAUGGCCAUCUGCAACAGUGAUUUUGUUGUCCGAGGCUAUAUCAAGAAUGUGUCCCACCACCCUGAACAUCAGACAUCCCUUGUGGAGGUGUCAGCCUCGAGGGUGUACUGGCAGCGCAGUGGAGUGUUCAUGCAACAAGUGGCUGCCUCUGGGUCAUCUCGGUCAGUCCCAUCUUGGCACGGACACAUCCACACACUCCUGCAGUGCUACGUGAAGCCUGGGGAUGGAGAGUUUCUUUUCACGGGGUCAGAACACUUCGGGGAAGCUUGGUUAGGGUGUGCCCCGCGAUACAAAGACUUCCUGUCUGUCUACCAGACUGCCCGGGCGUCACUUCGGAAUUCCUGCGACUUCCCUUUAGACUGAGGAAGUGCACUGCUGAGCCCUACCAGUCUUUAUCCACGGACAUCCUCACCACUGUGCUGGCACUGUGGGAUCCCUGUAACGUUGUCAUGGCAAAGGGACUGUGCCAUCAAGGUGGCAUCCAGCAUUACCAGCAGGGACAGAUAUACUGAAUGGCUGAUGGAGAGUACAUUUGGAGGAGCAGAACAGGCGCAAACAGCAGGGCCUCCUGCUCUGGUGCCUCCCGAGGCUCAGAGAGGGCCAGCCUUUGUCUCUCUCCCAUCACUGCCCUCGGUCCUGGGAGACUAAGAAGGGGUUGGGUUGCUUCUCUCUCUUUGUGCUUCUUUCCACAUCGGCUGUUGUUCACUUUGCUGGCUCUGUGUGAAAAUUGCCCUCUGAACUGAGGUGGGAGGGAAGAGUUAAGUACGAUCAUUUAUAAUUGCCAGUUUGUCUUAGUGAAUAGGCUUGUAUAUGACUAAGAAGUUAUUCUUAUCCUGAUUCAUCAUCUGCUAAAGUUUCAAAUCCUCAUUUUUUUGGUUAUUUAUAUGUUUUGUACACCACACAAGACCUUUGAAUGAAAUGUUUUUGUAUCUAACAGUGCUUACAAUGCAAACUAUCUGAUGUACUGAAGAAUCCACUGUAUUACAUUUAUUCAACAGAUGUUUUGCUGUAUUGUUCAAUUUUGGUUAAUUACAUUUUCCUUUGUUUUAUUUUUUCCUCCCACAUACCAUUUUUAUGGUGCAAUCAAUUUUUCCAACAUUUCAAAAUUGUUGAUUUAACAGAGACACAGUUUUUGUAUUUGUGUUUGAAUCAGAGACUACAUUAAAUCUUUUAAAAGCUUAGCCUGGCUUAGCUUAGCUUUGACUGGACGUUGCAUGUUUCUCUCUGUCUUUCAUCUGCCAAACUCAAUAUUUUAAUUCUCCCAAUCUUGCAAGAAGAAGUAAAACAUUUCCUCAGUUUUAUUUACCCAUUUAUCAUGACUGUGGGUUGUUUCAAUAAACUGCACAAAAAUGAACAUUUAAACA
Messenger RNA from Thunnus maccoyii (southern bluefin tuna), 4541 nucleotides. RefSeq names its product meteorin-like protein. Gene Ontology annotation, molecular function: hormone activity. The record is from RefSeq and is a predicted model, not a curated record. The transcript has 4 exons. Lineage: Eukaryota; Metazoa; Chordata; Actinopteri; Scombriformes; Scombridae. The coding region runs from base 2653 to 3540 and encodes 295 amino acids.